This is a messenger RNA of Micromonas pusilla CCMP1545, 1089 nucleotides long. RefSeq lists its product as uncharacterized. The transcript has 2 exons. Gene Ontology annotation, molecular function: L-malate dehydrogenase (NAD+) activity. Gene Ontology annotation, biological process: carboxylic acid metabolic process; tricarboxylic acid cycle. The record is from RefSeq and is a predicted model, not a curated record. Gene Ontology annotation, cellular component: cytoplasm. Lineage: Eukaryota; Viridiplantae; Chlorophyta; Mamiellophyceae; Mamiellales; Mamiellaceae. The coding region runs from base 1 to 1089 and encodes 362 amino acids.
AUGACGCGCCACCUCACGCGCGCGCCCGUCGCCGCCUCCCCCUCGUUCUCCUCCUCCGGCGGGUUUGCCGUCGCGAUCCUCGGCGCCGCGGGCGGGAUCGGCCAGCCGCUGUCGCUCCUCAUGAAGCGCCAUCCGAUGGUGACGAGCCUCCGCCUCUUCGACGUCGCGCCGCUCGCGAAGGGCGUCGCCGCGGACGUCUCGCACGUCGACAGCGCCGCGCGCGUCGACGGCUUCGUCGGCGAUACGCAGCUCGGCGCGGCGCUCCACGGCGCGGACGUCGUCCUGAUCCCCGCGGGCGUCCCGCGGAAGCCCGGGAUGACGCGCGACGACCUCUUCAACGUCAACGCGGGCAUCGUUCGCGACCUCACCGCCGCCGUCGCGACGCACGCGCCGGCGGCGAUACUUCUCGUCAUCUCAAACCCAGUCAACUCCACCGUGCCGAUCGCCGCGGAGGUUUUGAAGACGCGCGGCGUGUACGACCCGAAGAAGUUGAUGGGCGUGACGCACCUGGACGUCAUGCGUGCGCGGACGUUCGUCGCGGACGCCGUCGGGGGCGAAGAGGAUGGCGAACGCCGCCGCGCGUCAGAACGGCCCUCGUACGACGUCCCCGUGGUGGGCGGGCACGCGGGCGUCACGAUACUCCCGCUGUUGUCGCAGACGAAACCGUUCCCUCGCGGCGGUUUCAGCGAAAAGGAGAUCGCAUCGCUGACGGACCGGAUUCAGAACGGCGGGACCGAGGUCGUGGAGGCCAAGGCGGGCGCGGGCAGCGCGACGCUCUCGAUGGCCGCCGCCGCCGCGGAGUUUGCCGAUCUCGCGUUGCGAGGUUUGGCCGGCGAGCGCGGCGCGUGGGGAUGCGCGUACGUCGACGGCGGCGGCGGCUCCGAGAUCAAGGCGCGCGGCUUGGAGUUCUUCGCGUCCAAGGUGAGGCUCGGGCGGCGCGGCGUGGAGCAGAUCGCGGGGCUCGGGCGGAUGACGCCGGGCGAACGCGUUGGGUUGGAGAAGGCGUGCGAGGAGCUGCGAGGGUCCAUCGCGAAAGGGAAGGCGUUCGUCGCGGCGGGCGGCGGCGACGGCGGCGGCGCGAAGAAGUGA